AUGGAUCAGGUCUCGCAGUUGGAUUUGGAUGGAGAUGACGGCGACUGGGAAUCAUGUAGCAGCAACUCGUCUUGUCAGAGAUCCAGAACAAGCGUUUCAGUCAGACAAGAGACACCUUUGACGCGAGAGAGAAAAUCAUGGUCAACGACAUUGUCGAUACGUUCGGCAUCUGAAGCCACAGAUGAUUCGUCAUGCCAGAGGCAAGCCACGACGCAUAUUGAUUGGAUUGAUCGACGCGGAACCAACAGACCAGAUGAGCGAGGGGCACAGGGGCUGAUUGACGAAAUUGUCAAUGCUGAUGCGGGGGAGGCUCUGGGCUCUAGGGGCUCUACCGCAGGCAUAAGGGUGCCCGGAAAUGGACCCCCGUACCCCCUCGGGCGUGACGCAGCAGCGGGAUCAUCAGCAGCCGUGUUUGCGCAGCCAGUGCCACGUCGACCUGGCGUUCGCGGGCUGUUACAGAAUUGGUACCGCAGCAGCCAAUUAUUUUCGGGCACCAGCACUCUCGUCCGCACUUUUGCUCGAUCUGGUCGCGACCAACGCGUGCCUUCACUGCUUGAGCUCACUCUCAAACGACAAGAUGAAGUCCACGGCAAGAAGACAGCAGCACUCGACCACCUGCCUCCACCGUCGCUGACCGCCACUCCAGUCGUCCCUCAUGCCUGGCGAAACAUGACGAGAAUGGAUACCACCAACCCUGCUCAGAGUCCCAACUUGGCCGACCUCCUGACCAGUCUGUCGAGCCCCGAAGAUGCCAGUCGAAAGAUGGCGGCUUUUAAGCUGCAGUCUCUCAUCAACGAUCCUUCUUUCGCCGAGCACUUUGUCCUCUCUGGAGGUCUUCCCCGCCUCCGGGCUUUGAUCCUCGAGUCCAAUGGAAAUACGCUGGCCUAUAGUCUGGCUAGUUUUGCGAGACUCCUGGAAGUCGAUCAAGGAUGGGAGGCUGUCAACAACAAAGUGGUAGAAAAGGUUGUCGAACUCGUCGUCUGCCAGCCCCUGGUCAAUAUUCUUCGAGGCGCCAUGGCCAUCCUUGUCUCCAUCGUUUCCCGACCCUACCACGCCGAUCGAACGUCGCAUGUCAAGAGCUCAAAUAGCGCAGGAGGUUUCCAAGCAUUGAAGCCUGCAAUUGCGGUAUACCCGCAGUUCUUGGAAAUGCUUGUGACGAGAUUGUCCUCGGCAGACCAUGCACUGUGUGCGAAUGCCUUGCAACUGAUCAAUUCUCUGAUGCGCGAUGCAAUCACCAACGAUAACGAGACGGAAUGGCCGAAAUUUAUCAAGAGAAUACAGGAUCUUGGUGUGAUCAAGGCCGUCUAUGUAUUGAUGCAGAGCUCAGCACUGCAGGACCUUGCACAUCCUCUUCUGGAAUUCCAGGCAUUGACCAAGAUUCUGCUCAGAAGAUGGAAAGACGUGCCAGUCGACUUGGUGAAACCGGAGCAUCGUCGGACCAUCAAGGCCAUCCACCUAUCGAGCAACCCCGAAAAAGCAACUGAGCAGGCCAACGGAGAAACGAAAUCAAAACACAAUCCCUACAAAUGGCGACGGCUGGGUUUCUCGUCGGAAAACCCGGAACCCGAGUUCGUUGAGAUGGGAUUCCUAGGAAUGAUGGAUCUCUCCGACUACGUGCGAAAGCAUCAAGAAGAAUUCCAAAACAUUCUCCUAGAGCAAUCAGUGUCUCCGGAGCAGAAGGCGUGUCCAUUGGCUCGCGCCAGUCUGACCAUGACCGCAAUCCUAUUUGAACAUUUCGAAGUGGACAAGAUGGACCUUGAGGACUCAAAGAGCUACUUGGCCCUAGAAAGCCGGACAAAUUUCGACAAGGUGUUCAGACCUCUUCUGCUGCAUUGGAGUCGCUUGCACGUGGCCGGACUUCACGCAUUUCUGCAACUGUGGAAGUCAACUGGUGCUGAGACGGUCGACUUUGCCAAGAUUGUCGAGUUGACUCGGAUCUUGGUGGAAAGCGUGGUGGGAGGAGCGGACCGCACCAAGGGAAUCGAUGAAGUGGAAAGAGAAAUGGCGGCAUUCGAAUACAGCAAGCUUCGAGAAUUGCAGAUGGAGUUGCUGGACUUGACGUACGAAGACGUGUGGGGACAACACUUGGGAGGCGUCAAAGAAGAGCUGCAGAGUGAAGCGCUUCAGUUUGUGAAAGAACAGAGAAUUCGCUGUCUGUUGGCAGGAGCGUGGUUUCCCAGCGGAUUUCGCUAUACGGACCAGGAGACCGGCGGACCAGUGACGGAGGCAACACUGUCACAAGGAAGUCCUACCAGCCAUCGAUUCAUUCGCCUUUCGGACGACCGAAGAUACUUACACUGGGGCGACUUUGACGAACAAGAAGAGUUUUGGCCAUCAGCGUCCAGCCUGCGAGACAAGAUCGACUUGUCGAUUGUUUCAUCAGUGGUUUCGAACGUGACGGCGAACGACCGGUCAUCGAUCGACUCGGGGGCGACGAUGAAGGGGUUGAUUCACGAUAAAUUCACCACCAACAAAAUCACCAUUCACGGCUAUCUGCCCAAGUCACGCGGCAACCGGGAUGGGCAUUCGCGAACAUCGUCCAAGACAUCGUCGGCGCGGGGGACAAAUAAGGAGUCCGUGUUGCUCACGUUCCAACCGACCAACCAUGCCAUAGCGUCGGAAUGGCUUGAUGGGCUUUUGAUGCUGUUGGACCAACAACCAAUCACGGCGGAAACCAACCGUCUAAUGCACCUGAUCAGCAAUUAUGGGCUGAAGGUACGGCUAUUGAAUGUGCGGUACAAUGACGAGGAGGGCAUCGUGGAGGGCAUGGAUGGCAUGGACGGUCCACCGAUCCCCAGCAGGGAAGGGCUUGAUGACGACUACUACUAUGAAAUAUGAAGAUUGGCGCAGUAGCGUUUGGGAAGUUUUAUUCGAAUUGGUCCUUGGAUAGACCCAGGGAGUGGCCAACUGGAAGUGGUGCGAGGUUGAGAGAUGAGACCAGAGACGGAGAAGAACGAGAGGAGGCGUUGAUAAGGAUGCUCGAUCUCAUGAUACCCCUGCCAGUACAGGCGAUAUUUGAUAUGAAUAGGCGCAUGUCGCGAACAAGACGAGGCGAGGCGUCUUGGCCCCAAGAUAUCCCCAAGACCAAAGCGUGUAUGUGCAGAUGUGGUAAUAUUAAGACCAACAAGAACACAGAUAACCAUGCAGUGACUGGACGGAGGCCGACUGACUGGCACUUGGGAUGGAGCCAAGCAAGAUGAAGGAUGGAGGAGAAGUGACCAGGGGAGAGAGGUCGGC
This is a messenger RNA of Exophiala mesophila, 3237 nucleotides long. RefSeq lists its product as uncharacterized. NCBI's taxonomy places the organism in Eukaryota, Fungi, Ascomycota, Eurotiomycetes, Chaetothyriales, Herpotrichiellaceae. The coding region runs from base 1 to 2838 and encodes 945 amino acids. Gene Ontology annotation, cellular component: plasma membrane. The record is from RefSeq and is a predicted model, not a curated record. The transcript has 2 exons. Gene Ontology annotation, biological process: cell motility; actin filament organization.